GGUGGAAGUGCCUAUAGUUCGCGUUCGUCGUAUUCCAUCAAUACACGUCAUUAGAUAUCUAAAUCGAAACGUUUUUUUAAUGAUAUUAGGUACAUAUUUUUUUUACGCCCAUAGCGAACACACGAAAAAUGUCGAACGUCCGCGAAACUCUACAAUAUUAAUAUUGUCGUUUUGAUCAAUUUUCGUCUGUUUCGAAAAAUCGAAUAAACGAUAUUUUCUACAGGAGACGGUAUACGAUUCGCUACACAUUAUUACGUUGCUGGUGAGUAAAUAUUUUUGAACAAUAAUUUAAAUGAUUUAAGUAAUAAUAAUGAUGGCUAACGACGGUUAACACAUACAAAACGUCCAUAAAUGUAAUUUUAUUUUCAAACUAUUAAUUUAAAUUUUAAACUGAUAAUGCGUGACUAUUUAUAUACCAUUUAUGAUAUACUAUCUCGCUGUAUAUUUUUUAUCCCGGGAUAUAUUCCCAAAACCCAUUCUGGCUGAUAUUGAAAUUUUGGUAUUUUUUUUUUAUUAUUUGCACGGGCGUUACCUUGACAACAUACGGACGGACAAAAUACUAUUAGUACUUUAUUCGAUUUAGUUUCCACGGAAAAGGAAUUGCUCUUUUUAAAAGGCAAGUUACCGGGCAACUGCAACGAUUAACACGACGUGACAGCGGUAAGGGUGGCAACGGGUGUAGACGCGUUAAAUUGAAUUUAUCGUAUUGAUUUUUGUCAAAAAGGAUAUUGAGCACGGCAAAAUACUGAGUGGUACAUUAUGUAAAUUGCGAGGGUCCUUACAAAGUUUAACAAUUCGAGUAACGUGAAUUAUUUUGUUCUGUGUAAAACCGAUAGCGAUUCAACACCACGGCGCGGAUUUAUAUAUUGCGCAGUGUAAAAUGAAUAACCGAUUUCCCACAGAGAAAAAUGUCUAUACGAAAUACGAGUUAUUAUUCUCUUUUAAAAAAGUAAAUAAACGUGUUCGAAAAUCGUUUGUUAACGGUGUGAAAAUCCCAUACGGCGUCUUGAGUGAAUAUCGACCAUGACCACGGUGGCUUUAUCCGACUGCACGUGGUCUCGGUGUUCAUUUUCUAGCGCAGUUGCACGGUAUACAUAUAAUUGUACGCAUUCGGUUUAAAUGGAUUUUCGUGUCUUCGCAUUGAUAUCCGAUCGGUUUUAUUUUUAAAUAUUUCUAUAAUGGUUUUAUUUUUUUAUUUUUGGCGUCGUCAACUCCCCGGACGGCGGCGACGGUUCGACCACCUGUCGUAGUUUCGGAGUUAAAAUGCAUAAUAUUAUACGUAUAUACGCGCUUUUUUUUUUUUUUUUUUUUUUUCGGUUUCUAGUGUUUCGACAAUUAACGCACGUCAACGACGAGAAUGAAAAACGAUAUACCAGAACGGAUUAUUAUUAGAAACGUGCGGAGCGUAAUACACGACACUAUCCACCGAGUCACUCAGUCUAUUUUCAAAAAAAAAAAAAAAAAAAAAAGAGAGAAAAGUAUAAUACGUCGGUUCGAAAUUUGUAAUUAUAUUCUCGGAAAUUACGAACGAACGCACCGUAUUCUCGAACCGUUUUUCACGGAUUUUCGGUAUAAUAUUUUUCUCGAUAUCAUGCGCUCGAUGUUUUUCACCAAUAAAAAAUUGAAAGGAUUGACAAUAUGAUUUGCCAGUAUAAUGCGUAAUACGUGUUCGGCGAUAAUUUUCGGUUUGUUUCGAAGACAAUUCAAUCCUGCAGCUGAAUGCAACCGUUCAACAACAAAGGCUAUAAUAAUUAUUAUUAUAAUAUGGCAUUGUAGUUUUCAGUGGCCCGGAACUUAUGGCACUUGAACCCCAAAAAAAAACAAAAAUCCCGUUAUAACCAUUUAAAUAAGCACUCCGCAUAAAUAGAACAUCCAAAAAUAAUAACUGUAUUUCAAAAAAAAUCGACUCCCCUCCCUCAAGAUUAAAACGAUGACACUCCCUCGAUGACGACCAAAACGAUUAUAGUUAAUAAAUAAUACGAAUACGAGUCUGGUAUUAUUACUAUAAUCAGAAUAAUAACACUAGCGAAAUUAUUGUUUUCACACACUGCGGAAAAACUAUGAAAUUAAAAAAAAAAUCGACGUUUUCGUGGUAGUCGUGAUAAUAAUGGCCAAAUCAAAAACGGUUAUAGAUAAAAUAUAUCCUGGUAAAAAUAUCCGUUACAUAGUAAAAAUUACCAGAGGAAAAAUUUGGCCAUAUACAAAAUUAAAUGUCAUUUUAAAUAUCCAAUUUUUACACAACCAUUUUUGUGUUUGGCCACUGUCGAUAAGUAACAAAAAUAGAAAAAAAAAACGCGCUAUUUGAUUUAUAGAAAUAAUAACUAAAUUAUCUUUUCGCGAUAGCGAAAUCCGCAUACAAUAACGACCCAAACAGUCGUUGGUUUUUAAAGUUAAUUAAUAGUCAGUACCUAUGCAACUGGCGUUGUGUUCACGUUUUGCUGCGUAAACGUAAUUAAAUUCUGUCCGUUUUUUUUUUUUCAUUUUGUCAGCCUAAUCAGCUCCUUUCCGUGUUACCACGAAUAAACGCCGUGAUAUGAACGCGGUUAAAAAAUUAGACUUUUAAACUUUAGACCUUCAAAUUAGGCAAACUUAAUCUGUAAAGUAGUACUCGGCAGUAUUUGUAUAAUUAUCGAAGACGGGAAAACUCAAUCAACUAUGUUUAGUUUUAUAUCAAAAAUGAAUCGAGUAAUAUUUUUUAUUUAAACACAUAAUCAAUUACAUUUUUUUCAAUCUUAUAUAUCAAUUAAACACAAUAAGUAUAUUUAAAUUAUUUCCGUUUUUGCACAUAUUAUGCUGUAUUUUUUUAUGGGGUUUACUGACUCAUUCGGUUAAUCGACUCAAAUUGUCUGGUCCCAAAGUUAGUCUCUAAUAAGCGGCGACCGCACACCUAUCAGUAUCUUUAUCGUUCGUAUUAUUUUCGUGAGUGCAUUUUUUAGCAUGAAAAACAUUAUCGUUAUAUGUUUUUAAAACAAUAUGAACAAAUUAAAUAUAACAAAUCUAGGAAACGCUACGGGUUUAUAUCAGUAUAUCACGAUUAACACUUUUCGAAUAUUCAGUGUAGCCAAUAAAUGCGUACUAAAUUUUUACACGACUUUAAGAACUUUAUUUCCAAUAAUUACACUUGUCAAAUAAUAGUUUAUCAAUAUCGACAACGCGGUAUUGAAUUAUAGCAGAUAAAAUUCCGCACCGCGUUGGCAGUCAUUUCGCCAGUAUUUUAAAAUUCCAAUUUCCAAAAUUAAAAGAUGGAAUAAUUUGAUUAUUUACCAAGUCUGUAGAAAAUGUUUAUAUUACACGCACGUGCGACCUCAACCCUCGAAAUACAUGCAAUUUCAUUCAAGAUCAAAUUUGGUCUAUAGAAUCGAUUAGAUUUUGAAACGCCGACAUCUCAAACCCUCACGUCGGUGCAUAAACUCGGUGUGAACAUGGAAACGCGAAAACACUACGGAUGGAAAAAAACAGAACGACCGGUAAAAACGGUUUUUUAUUUUUUUUUUUAAAAUAGCCGAACACUACAGCGCCGUAUAGGCACACCGUACGCAUAGGUAAUAGCGUCCGAUACUCGGCGUGAUUUUCUCACGUACGCCCGCCAAAUUAGCCGAACCGUUUUGGCGGUCGCGUCUCGAAACGGUUUGCAGUCGUUUUGUUGUUGUUUUUUUUUUUUUUUUUUUUUUUUUUUUUUUUAAUAAUACGCGCGUGACCGUUUCUGGUCGCGGCGAUACACCGACGCGGGCAGUUGUAUACGCGCGCUAACGAUCCGGAUCGCCAAAUAAUAUUAUUCCGAAGAACAAACGCGAUUAAUUGCCCGCAUUGUACACAACGCCGCGCUGUAUUGCCGUCGUCCGCGUGUUUAUUGUAAGACAGCGCGCGAAAAACCGCCGGAGUCGGAAACCGCGGCGGGCACGCAACAGGCAGGCGCCGGCGUUUCGGGUCCGCCGAACAGUUUUUUAGCCGAGGCCACGCGCGCGUGCGCAACGCGUCGUCUAGGCCACGGGCCUCGGCAAUAUACCCGUGCGUAAUACAGAAUGCACGGUGUUCCCCGAAAGAGCCUAUUUUUUAAACUCGCGGACGGCGGCUCCGAACAACGCGUGAAUGGCGUUUCGUUUCGAUAAUAAUCUCCCGUGUCCGUUCGAAUAACGUACGGUGCGCGUUGAAGGUACUCGUCGAGUACGCACGUGGACACGCGAAAACUGAUCGCAAUUGUGUAUGAAAAAUAAAAGCGCGAACAACCGAUCGUUAAGCGAAUAAAACAUGUAAUUUUAUUCUAAACAGUAUUUGUGUUGAACAAAACGAACAAAAAAAAAAACAAUUAUCCUAUUUAUAAACGCGAAAGUUUUUUUUCGGACGACGGUCGGAUGUCCGUUAUCCAUUCACACUAAAACUACAGAAAGGAUCGAACUGAAACGUCGCAUAGACGCCAGUUCUAGACUGUAGAUAGGAAUAAUAAUGUUAUUAAUUAUUUUGACACGAGCAACGUACGGGCGGAACAACCAAUUCUGCGCGCAUUGUGAAUAUAUUCAAUGUCUGUGUUUCAAUAUUGCAUUAUAGAUACGGAAGACACAAAUGUUCGGACUUCGAGUUGUGACGGAAAAUAACUUGCAGCGUUGAAUACUGGAUAGCGAAUCAUACGAAUUGAACAAAUACGAAUAAAAAUAAACGCGAAUAAGUUAAUCGAAUGAAUAAAGAGUAUAAUUUUUGAUUCGAAUAACGUCCAACUCUGUAUGUAGCGUGUACGCGAGUUGUGCGUGUAAACGUACGAUGUAUAUUGUAAACGGAAUAACGAAUUAUAUUUUAUAAUCGUGAAAUGUUUAAAUUUAAAAUCAUUGGUCUGCCGAGACUCGCAGAUGCAAAAUAUGACGGAAAUAAAAUACAGUUAUUCGAAAAACGAUAAGAAACUCGUAUCAUUGUUAACUGGCAGUUAUCUCGAACAUUUAAAAUUGUACCGCGGUUCUGUGGCUAUAUCCGUUCACAAUCGUACUCUAUUGUGUAGCAGUGUCAACAAAUAUGAUAUAAUUGUUUUAUUUAGUGUAUGAGAAAAAAAAUCGGAACGGUGCGAAAUCCCACAGAAAACUCGCGUGCUCGACUGAAUGCAAUUCACACGAAUUAUCACCUUUGUCUCGAUUAGAAUCGAUUAUAUUGCAUUGGUAUAAUAAUAUGAUAUUCAUAAUAGAAUUUCGGUUUUAAUUAAAUGCUCAUUGCAACACGUAUAAUUAAAAUGCAAAUUUACCGUUUGAAAAAUAUCGCUACGUCUGACUGUAUGACCGAUACUUCAGAAUUAUCAUACUCAAGACCGAUGUUUUUCGAUCAGCUAUACGCCGCGGCGUCCGAUCAACCAACACGUUGUGUCUACAAACAGCGAGAUCACUGUUUCGGUACGAAUAUGACGAAAUUCAAAUCAAAGGUAAAAUAUAAUCAUUUUUUUUUUGUUUUUUCAACGGCGAUUUCGUUCUAUAGGUUAUGUAGUAGUCCUUCCGUGAGAAAUUAUAAAUAUUUUUUCGCGAGAGAAACCCGUGAUUUUUAUAGGCGCAUUAUUAAAAAAAUAACGAUGGUCGGGAACGUCUUUUGGCGACGUUCGCGAUGUCCUGUGGCUUUCCUCCCACCCACUCCCCGGAAAGAUUGAAAAUUAUUGUUUAUUUUUUACGAUUCCUUAUGCGGUUUUACGUUUUUUUAUCCCGCGCACGAUAUCGAACAAGAUUGUACACAUAUUCUAUUUAAACGGAAGUUGUAUAUGCGCUCUUCAAUCGAACCGUGAAACCAAAUAUGCGUUUGAGUUGUUUACGGCCGCGGCACCGGAAUAAAAUCGCGGCGGAGUAGUAAAUAUUUGCUCCGUGUCAAACGCAGAGAGGUAAUCCAAUUUCGGUUACUGUUGUUUACGAUCGACUAAUUUUUGUGUAUUUUGUAUGGAAAACGAUCGUAAAAAAAAAAAAAUAAAUAAUAAUAAUAAAUAGAAUAAGAGUCGCGUGCCCGCUUUUUCCCGUACGUAUUUUUCACUCGUGUACACACACCCUCCGGUCGCCCGUUUCUAUUUUCGCCGAUGUUUACCACAGUAUAAUAUUAAAAUACACGAGUAAGGUCCACGCAGUGCCGCACACCAAUUACGCGCGCGUACACCGCGUUACCGUCUCGAACGUUUCCCCGGGAAGCCCUUUGACAUCGUAUUUUAUCGUAUCGGAUCAUUUUUUUAUCAUCAUUAUUUUUUAUGCAUUCGUAUACAUAUUUAUAAAUAUACAGUAAGUUCCCGUUACAACGAACUCCCAAUGGACCGAUUUCUUUUUCCGUUGUAACGAAAUUUCGAAAAUUCGAAUAUUUGUACACCGUAACAAACUUACGCGCGUCGCGUAUGUUUUACGUUUAUUACGUCGUGUUACGAAUAUCGCGUUCGACCCGUACGCGUAUUUACGGAUCCUGUAUCCGCGUUCGGUCCGGAGCGGAUUUUUUCUGCAAAACACGCGACCCGUCGACCCACAGGUUUUCGGUUUACACUCGGGACGCUAUUACUGCCUCGGAGCGAUGCACACGGUUUCAACCGACAGGGCAGGUACUGUAGUACUGUGCGGAGCUAAUAGAAGUUUUUCGUUUCUAUCGUUCGGCCGAACCCGGGGGGUGAGGGGGAGGGAGGAUUAAUCGACUACCUAUAAUAGACACUGCAGUAUAGUAGAGAACGUAUAGAUAAUAAUUAAACGGAGGUCAAUUGAUACGGCGGCCAUUUUUCGUCCGAACAUCCCCCCGCCCCGGUUUUGCGUUUGAAAUCGAAUUUUAAAUUCCGAGUGGAGCGAAGAAGCUUGUGGUUUUACAAUGAUACUUAUUUUUUUUUAUCGGACAAAUUUUCAAUCAGCAAUUUCGCUCCGAUUUACAAUGACAGCAUAUUUUCUAGAAGAAAAUCUGACAGGAAAGGUACUUUAAAAAGGUCAAUUGAUAUUUUUCUAGAGUUUUCUCGAUAAAAUAGAAAAACCAUAGGAAAAACGGGAAAAUAGGUAAAAUAUUUAACAAAUAUUAUUAAAGAAAAUAUGUAAUGCACGUGUAAUUAUUUUACCAAAAUAUGACAUAGUAUAUAUUGUUGACAAAACAACACUAUCAACCAAACUCCGCUCAGAAUCGUUUUUACAUUAAUAAUAGUUAACCGUUGCGUACAGAUGUACACGAAUUUCCCUUCUACUAUCUUCCCAACUUUUCAGCUAUAACAGUGGCUGCAACCGCCUUUAUUAUCCUAGCACAACUUUUUUUUUGUUGUUCGUCGCAUUCCCCAUUUGAUUACUGCGCGUAACGAAAAUUUGAUAGAGAAGAUAUCGCCUUUUUUUUGUUACUUUUUUUUAUUUAGUAUGAAACACAUAUUAACAUCCUUCCCCUCCUCCAUAGGUGAAUGAUUCAUAAAGCUCACUCAUUUUUUACCUAAUAUAUUAAAAUUCCGAUUUUCGGGAUUUUUAAUUGUUGUUAAUGUCGUUAAUUUCGAAUAAUCAAAUUAUUCUCAGCGUUUAAAGAACAUCCGGUGCCGAUACCAACUUUUUAAAAAUAUUAUUCUCUGUGCCUACGUGCGUUUUUUCAUUUAGAAUAAAUCUACGCGGGAAUCGAAAACGUUGUAAUAUUUUACGACAAUAUUCGUCGUAAAAUACGUAAGUAUAAUAUAUAUUAUAGCUUUAGAUAUUAGCAAUAAUAAUACGCGUACCUAUGUAAUAUAAAUUAUAAUGGACCGAUAUAUUAUGGCGAUACAAUAAUAUAAGUUUUAUCGUAAUAACUCGGCUUUUCGAUAUAGUCGUAUAGACUUUUUAUUUUUAUUUUUAAGACGGCGCGGCGUCUGAAAAAUACGGUACGUAACGACCAAUAAAAAAACCGUUCGUAUUGCUAACCCCCGCCGCCGCCGCCACGACCGUAAGUAUAUUAUACAGGGACUCUGUUUCGCUGGAAGAUUGACAGAGAAAAAAAUGAAAUGAAAUAUUUAAAAGGACGAAAUUUAUACGGCGUGUUCGCGUUUUUAGAUGACACUGAAUAUCUGAACAAGGUGAUCUUGAAUUUGAAUUUAAGGUUUUCGGGAGUCGAUAGGGAGCAUUGGAAUUCUCGAGUGUAAAUUUAAAUUUGUUUGACCCUUUCAGUGAACGCGUGUACAACACGAAUUACUUUUGUAAAAACUGUAAAACCUUUUUUUCCUCUUCAAAUAUUGAUAUAUGUAAGUUUAUGCAUUUUUACCGUAUAAAAUGUCCAAUCAAUAUCAAUAUUAUAUACCUGAUUAAAAAUAGAACUAGUCUAUGACUUAAAAAACCCGAGAAUAAUCCAUGACACCUAAUUAAAUUUUUCUAUUCAUUCAUAUAUGAUAAAAAAUAUGGCUAUGCGAAAUUUAGGUUUCAUUAUGCGUACCUGUUGUUAGUUUCUGAUCCUAUUUCACUAAAACUACUUUAUUUCUCUUCAGUUCGUACAAACCCAGAACACUGUCCAUUAGUGUGGUUGAAUAAUACACUUCAACAAAACAUAACGAUAGAACCGGUCCGAAAUAAUUGUUUAAGAUUCGUUUCUUUUAAAUUUAAUAUUUUUAGGCAAACUCACAGUUCGUUAAAAAAACGCCGCACGCUUCUGCUAUUGAAAUUUUUACACGAAUUGUUAACUGGCGUUCUCGACUGUCCGGAGUUGUCGUCUUUAAUCCAUUUCAGAACGAAUCGCCUUAAUACCGGAAACCCCUUGCCGUUUCACCCCGUUUCCUCAAAUAAAAAUUAUAUUUUAAAUUCCCCUCCUAACAUUUCGAUGAACGCUGGUAAUAACCUAUGCGUUAUGAUUUUAUCCAAUAUUUAACUGUUCGUAAUUUAUCCAUAAUUUUAGUAUUUAUUAGUUCGGGACGUGUGUUUCUAAUUGACUCGAUAAAACUUAAUUUUACAUUAUUACUCGCCACGGUAUCACAUUAUGAAACAGGACGCUGGUCCGUUUACGUUUGUAAAAUGAAACAAAAUACAAACGUCGAGCUGUAUAUUUCGAAUACCGCCAUUGCCCGAUGGCGUUCCCUCCGAAAUGACGUUCUCUGUGCGCUCCAUAACGCCUAGACACGUUCGCUCGAUAAUCGAAUUUAAGCUGGUUUUACUCACAACUCCGCGGCGCGAGCAUUGCGCGCAGUUGUAUCGGGACGGUGCGGACGCGGUACUCUUGAGGAAACACCGAGCGUCGCCCGAAAACGCGCACAACAAUGCGAAUACUCGCGCAUUGUGGUGAUACCCGCGACGGUUAAGGUCCGAAACGUCGUAAAUCUCGUACGGCCGCGGGGCGGACAAAUAAAAAUCCGGCCGUAUGACACUAAUAAUAAUAACGUCAUAAUCUCACGGGCGCGAUAACAACAACGUCGUAACGCGUAAAAACGGAUCGUUAUAAUAACAACAAUAAUAAUAAUAAUAUUAUGCGUGCGGAAUACACGGUUUUCGACGACGCGAUUGUGCGGACGGUUACGGCGCGGCGUGGCGGACGGGGGGUUGGCGGCAGGUAUAUUACGCUCGAACCGGUAAACCGUUCCGACCGGGCACAAUGGCGAUUUAUUGUUACUGUCGUCGUUAUUAUUACUAUUACGCGAUGUUUAGUACCGGGGAAAAAAAAAACGAAAAACGAAAAAGAAGACAAAGUCCGCGCGUUAAAUACCCGUAAAAACGUUUAUGCCGGGCGCAUGGUACGAUACCGUGUAACGGGCACGAGUGCGAACGCCGCCGCCGUUGUUCGGGCGGGUGCCGUUGCUCGGUGGAAAACACAAUGUCACCCGGUAGGUUUUACGACGGCAGACGCGCGCGGACGUAAAACGCGAGCCGUUCACCGUUUCGCGCGCCGUCUUGUUCGUACACUGCGUUUCGACUGCCGCACGCGGAUAACAACGUUACGGGUUUAAUAGUGUUCGGCGAUACGCCAAAAACGCGCGUAAACGUUUUGUUUUGUUUUGUUAAUUUUUUUUUUUCCCCGCUUUUCGCGAGUCCGAAACGCGGGAGUCGUUACGGCAAUACCGACACUCCGGCCUCCCGUCUCGGCGCGUACGUAAAAUAUUAUACACACAACGCUCGCGCGCGUUACGGCGGUAUAAUAUCCGCGUGAGUUAUGGCGACAUGUGCGUGAUGAUAACACGGCGGGGCGACGGGAGUGGGGGGGGGGCGGCGGCGGUUAGGGGAGGGAGGGAGGAAGAUCUGGACAGUGUCGCGUGUAGACAUGACGCGGGGCAAAUUUUUGGUAUUUUUUUUUUUUUUUUUUUUAUCGCGAUCAAACGGUUUUCUCGGAGCUCGUGCGUUCACCGUUUAUUUCCUACGCUAGAUUUGGUUUUCUCGGUCGAAAACGAUCAAAUUCGCCGUGUAGAACACUGAUCGUACAUCGGACUUUUCUAGCAAACGAUAAGAGCCAUUAUUGGCCAUUAUUCGGUUUUAUACGCCUGUGUGUGUUAUGUAAAACGAUUUUGGCCGAAACAACGAAUAGUCGAAAAUUUAACUUUUACGUUAUCACGUUACACGACAACAUAUAUAACCGAAGCAAUUUAUACGGGUCAGCAAAUCGAAAAAAGUUUUUCGAAAAAACACACGGGAGACUGAAAUAUUGUCCACGACCUGCCGGUGCGUACAACUGCGUAUAACAUAUUUCGCACAUUAAUAAUAAUAUAUUUGCAACAAUACUAUACAAUGCAUUUUGUGUUAAAAUUAAUUUUUGCAAUAUUGCAGCGCCCCCAUAAAAGCUGAGCUUGUGCUGGGGGAGCAUAAUAUAGUUACGUAACAAUAUAGAAGUCGUAAAUCAACGAGUCGUGACGAAACAAAACGAAAAAAAACAAAAAUUGUUCGUGUAUUCAAAAAGUUGGUCGAAAAAUGAAUAUCAUAGGUACCUACGCAUUUGCAAAUGCAAAGGGAAACCGAAUACACCGUUGUCGAAGACUUUAAAAUAAUAUUGUUUUUCGUCGUUUCACGACGACGCACAAUAAAUCCAUUAAAUCAAAAUGUUUAUUUUGGGUUCCGCCGUAUGUACGAGCAUCGUCGUGACUGCAGGGCGUCACUGAGACAACAAUACCGCCUACGAAAUAAUAUAAUAUGUGAUGCGGUGAUCCGGCAAAGAAUACAGAACGGCUUGUUAUUAUUAUUUUUUAGCUUUUGUGCCGCGAACGUAUUACAAUAUAGUACCUAUUUACAUCUACGCAGAACGUUACGUUACGAAAUAUUGAUAUUAAAAAAAAAAAAAAAAACCCACCAAACAAACACAUCGUAGUAAAACCGAAAAAAACCAAACAAACAUUUCGAUAUACAAAUAUAUGAAUACAAUACUGUAUAAGUGCGCGAUGAUCGUAUACCGAACUCGGGGAUUACGUACCGUGACACAGUUUUUGUCGCGAUAGUACAAUAUUACAGGUUAACUAUCACGAGACGGAGUGAUCGCGUAUGAUCGAAAUGGAAGACACGCUAAUAGAGUGAAUUUCGAUAGAAACUUCAGUGGUAGUGCCUCCACGACAGUAAAAUAGAAACGAAAGUUGCAUUAAUAUCCACACUGUAAUAGUUACUAUCACUAUCGAGGUGUGUUAAAUAUCGUGCACGUAUGCUAGUGUGAUAGUAGCUUCCACGAGAGUUCGAUAGUUAUACUAUAUUCAAGACUGUUUAAAUAUUAUUCUUGUUAUUAAGUAUGUUUUGAAGCCUACGGUUGUUGAAAUAACGAUAAGCAUACAAAAACGCAAAAUAGCACUUAAACUUCGAAAUAUGCAAAAAUAUGCAACAUAAACUUCCGUGUAUAGCUUCGUUAUUUCCCGAAACAAAUUUAUAAGCUCUCAUAAACAUCUCGAAGAUCGCUCAAAAAACAUUUGUCAAUGUUUAUUACUUAGGAACUAAAACGCGAUCUAUCUUAUUGUUGGCGUGUAAUUAAUUCCAUUGACGGAGUGGGUAAACAAUUUUCCAAAUCCAAAUUUGCUGACUUCCAAAAAACGUUUUUACCAAUUUUUCGUGUCCUUUAAUAAACAAUAAUACAUUUUACAAUAACAAUACACCGUGUAACGAAAUACCCGCAUAAGCGAAGGGAAUUAUUAAUUUCAAAAAUAAAUAAUCGUGAAAUACGACCGACUAUGUAGACUAGAGUGACAGAACUGCAGUCUAAAAUUCUAAAUCCGGAUAAGAUUAUCGCCCCUCAAACUCGGCCCAGAAAACAGAGACAAUUAUAUUAAUUCAAUAAUAUCCAUUGUAUUUUAAUACUCGCAAUUGCGCGCAUGCGGGAAGCGCUCGUACUAAUUUCCGCGUGUAAUACGAAAUAUUGUAAGUUCGGGGGUCACCAGUGUGUAUUAUAUCUUUAAUCGCCUGUUAUUAUUAUGGUUUUUCAGAUAUUUUCAAUGUCGGCGGCGAGAUGAAAUGUACACAUUUCUGAAAGCGCGCGCUCGGUGUGAAACGUGCAACGGGCCCGAGUUUCCAGCAUGGUGGACACGGUCGAACAAGAAGUGGUCGCCGUGAGUAUAACAGCAUUUAUUGCAUUAAAUACCCGAUAACAGUUGACGGAUAACGCGAUCAUUAUCGUUUUCUUCAGGGCAAGAGCAUACUGAAACGUCGCAUCAGAAACAACACCAGUCACAUUAAUAUCAAUAGCAAUACCGCUGUUAGCAAUAAUAAUAACAAUGAAAGAUCGGCUGAGGAGCCCGCGCCCAAACGCGACAACGAUAACUGCGCGGAGAACAUCAUUUCCAAGCGAAACGUGACGUUCAACGACACUAUUUCUGUGAAAAAUGACAAAGACCUGGUAAUUAAGAAACCGUUAAAAUUAGAACUUGUCAUCGAAAAUUGGAAGUCUAGUAACGCGAAAACUCUGCCAGAAAUAGUUCAACCCGAUCCCGGGAUCGUCCGACGUCUGGUCGACGAGUUCAACACCAUCGAAGAUGUGAGUCCAUUGCAUCGUAACAAUAUAAGACGAUCAUUUUUUUUUUUUUUUUUUACUAUUCAAUACACAUAACUCGAGAGCUGUGCAUUAAAAACCUUUUUGGAAACAAAUUAGAAAGCAAUGCAUUCAAAUAGUGAAACAGUUCUCCCGAUUAUUCAGAAAACUACGAAGAAAAAAAAAAAACAUACAAAUGGAUAUAUUUCUCACAAUGGGUGUUGUGAGUGAGAAGUUGAGAAAAUAGACGGAAAAUUGAAUGUAUAUUUUUACGCAACGAUUACNUUUACAUGUUUUAAAAGACCAUAAUAUUUACGAUUUUUCCUAAGUUUUUUCCUAUGUAUACAUAUAAUUAAAUACCCCUGCGAAAAUUAAAAAACUAUCUCCUUAAAAUACUACAUUAGUCAAAUUUUCUUUCCGAAAAAGUGCUACACUUAAAAAUUGGAGCGAUAUUUCCGGUAGAAAAGUUGUUCGCAGAAAAAAUAAAAAUAAACAUCAUAGUAAAACCAAAACGACCCUCAGAACCUAAAAAUGCACAGCCCUGCACAUUUAUGGUUUUUCAUAACUUUAUGAAUAAAUAAUAAUUAUAAUAUAGUGUAAAAUCGCUUUGAAAUACGUUAUUAUAUAAAUUGUUACGAGUAAUUUCUAAAAACGUCUACAAUUUAGACGAUUCCGUAAUCCCGGAUUAUUUUUUUUAGUUGCAACGUUUACAUAUAGUGGGAUAUUAAAAAUAUCUCGGUUAUUAUUUUUUAAAAAAGUACAGAAGCGUAUUUCGUUUUAUAUUACAAUAAUGAUAAAUAAGCGGACAAAACUUUUUUAUACAAAAUAUAUAUUUAAAUAUAUAUAUAUAUAUAUUUUUUAUAUAUAUAACAUAUAGUGACGUAUUUUUCAUUUCACAUCGAAUUUCGAUUUUAACAAUUUUUAUUUGUUUCGUUUUAUACUUAGCCGUUAACCGAUAAUCCCGAAAUUGAUUCCGCAUUAUCCGAGGCGGUUAAAGAAGUCAAUGAAGACGAGUCGACGGAAAUCCAAAUGGAUAUCCCGCUCUGCGAAGCGUUGGAAACGGUCAACUUGACCACCGACGACCGUGUAGUAACGAAUGAAACACGAGUCGAACAAAAUAAUAAUAAAAUAUAAUUUUUUUUUUUUUUUUCUUAAUUAAGUUCAUAUAACAAGUAUUUUCAGAAAAAAAAAAAUACAUUUCUACAAGUAUUAUAUUAAUAUGUAUUUAGUACACUAUAAAAUAUACUAUUUCACACGAG
This is a messenger RNA of Cinara cedri, 14084 nucleotides long. NCBI's taxonomy places the organism in Eukaryota, Metazoa, Arthropoda, Insecta, Hemiptera, Aphididae. The record is from the annotation of a GenBank genome assembly.